Molecule: messenger RNA, 1660 nt
Organism: Gossypium arboreum
Lineage: Eukaryota; Viridiplantae; Streptophyta; Magnoliopsida; Malvales; Malvaceae
Product: probable polyamine transporter At3g13620
Exons: 1
Coding region: 178-1569 (463 amino acids)
Biological process (GO): transmembrane transport
Cellular component (GO): membrane
Molecular function (GO): transmembrane transporter activity
Source: RefSeq, a predicted model, not a curated record
CCUUCAUCAAUUGGCAGGGGAAAAAAGACAAAAAAAGGUUGGGCCAAGCUUGGUUAGCAAAAAGCAAAUGGCAGCCAUUGUUUGUCCUACUAUCACAAUUAUAUAACUCAACAACAAUGAAUAUUCAAGAUUCAAGAAUCCAAACCCAAUCCCACAAAAAUUGAAAUUUCUCUUAUCAUGUUGGAAGACUCCGCCCAAGACUACCUCCUCAACCAGGAAGAAACUCUUCCAACCACUACCGCCUCCAUCCAUAAUCCCAAAAAGCUAUCCAUCAUCCCCCUCAUCUUCCUCAUCUACUUCGAGGUAUCCGGGGGUGCUUAUGGCGAGGAGGCUGCUGUGGGUGCCGCUGGUCCCCUUUGGGCCAUACUUGGUUUCCUUAUUUUCCCUUUCAUCUGGAGCAUACCUGAGGCCUUGGUCACGGCUGAGCUGGCCACCGCCUUCCCUGGUAACGGUGGCUACGUUAUCUGGGCUCACAGGGCUUUUGGGCCAUUCUGGGGUUCACUUAUGGGCUCUUGGAAAUUCCUCAGUGGGGUUAUCAACUUAGCCUCCUACCCAGUUCUUUGUGUCGAUUAUAUCAAGUUAGUUUUCCCACUUCUCUCUUCGGGGCUGCCUCGCUAUGCUGCUAUACUCUUCUCUACUUUGUUCCUUUCUUUCUUGAACUACACAGGUUUGGUCAUAGUGGGUUAUACUGCCGUGUGUUUAGGUCUUAUUUCACUCAUCCCAUUCCUAUUAUUGGCUUUGUUUUCAAUUCCCAUGAUUGAUCCUAGCAGAUGGAUUAGUUUGGGUAAUCAAGGUGUAGAAAAAAAUUGGUCAUUGUUUUUCAAUACCCUCUUUUGGAACCUCAACUUCUGGGAUAAUGCCAGUACUUUGGCAGGUGAAGUUGAGCAACCCCAAAAGACAUUCCCUAAAGCCCUUUUCUCAGCUGGUUUGCUCACUUGUUUAGCUUACUUAGUGCCUCUUUUAGCUGCUACUGGGGCUACACCACUCAAUCAACAAGCUUGGGUUGAAGGGUAUUUUGCUGAUGUGGCUCAAAUCAUCGCAGGCAAAUGGUUAAAAGUGUUUCUUGAAAUUGGUGCUGUUUUAUCCAUCAUUGGACUAUAUGAAGCACAGUUGAGCAGCUGUGUUUAUCAGCUUCUAGGAAUGGCUGAAUUAGGUUUUUUGCCACAAUGUUUCUCGGUAAGAUCUAAGUGGUUUAACACACCUUGGGUGGGAAUUCUGGUCUCAACUUCCAUAACUAUUGGAGUUUCUUUUAUGAACUUUACUACCUUAAUUUCUUCAGUUAAUUUCUUAUAUAGUUUAGGGAUGUUGCUUGAAUUUGCAUCAUUCCUGUGGUUGAGGAGAAAGUUGCCAACAAUGAAAAGACCAUUUAAAGUGCCGAUGAAGUUGCCUGGUUUGGUAGUGAUGUGCUUGAUCCCUUCAGGGUUUUUGGUCUAUAUCAUGUCAGUGGCUACUGGAACUGUGUUUUCAGUGAGUUGUCUGGUUACACUUGUUACAAUCGUAUGGUACUUUGUAAUGAAUUUCUGCAAAUCCAAGAGGCUGACCAAUGUUGAGGAUGAAGAUUUGGAAUAGCUAGGGUGACUAGUGAUUAUUAUAACUUAUAUCCCUAUUCUUUUUUUGCUGAUGUAAAAAUUAGUUUAUUAUCAAUUAUUAUGUUAAAGAA